Messenger RNA from Planococcus citri (citrus mealybug), 1157 nucleotides. RefSeq names its product vesicle-trafficking protein SEC22a-like. Gene Ontology annotation, cellular component: Golgi membrane; endoplasmic reticulum-Golgi intermediate compartment; ER to Golgi transport vesicle membrane. Gene Ontology annotation, molecular function: SNAP receptor activity. The transcript has 6 exons. Bases 160 to 1101 code for a protein of 313 amino acids. Gene Ontology annotation, biological process: endoplasmic reticulum to Golgi vesicle-mediated transport; vesicle fusion with Golgi apparatus; retrograde vesicle-mediated transport, Golgi to endoplasmic reticulum. The record is from RefSeq and is a predicted model, not a curated record. Lineage: Eukaryota; Metazoa; Arthropoda; Insecta; Hemiptera; Pseudococcidae.
UCCAAAAACAUAUCACUGAUAAGAAAUUUUUUAUUCACCUGGCGUACGUGUACAAAAAUGAAGGAUUAUGGUUAAUCACGAUUAGUUUUUCAUAGUUUUACAAAAUGUAAUUGAAUUGAAUUCUGUUUCAAUUUGUCUUGAAAAUCAACGAAGGUAAUAAUGCAUGUCAACAGUUGUUUCCAAAAUAUUAUUUACGCUUUAAUAAUAAGAACCAAAGAUGGAAUGCCGCUGUCGGCGUCCACAGAUUUUACCGAUGAAAUAAAUAAAAAUAUAAAAGAAUGUAAGAGAUAUGUGAAAUUACUUUCCAAAAAAGCUUCGCUGUUUCCUGAAAGAUGUGUUCUUCAAUUACAAUCACAUUCUAUCUAUUUUAUAAGUUAUUUGGAUGUAACUUUCCUGAGUCUGUGUGCAUCCACAUAUCCUACGGUUCUAGCUUUCAGCUUUUUGAACGAACUUAUGAAAGAAUUCGUUACUGUGUACAGCAAGACAAAAAUCGAGCACGUAAUUCGUCCUUACAGUUUUUUGGAAUUCGAUAACUUCAUUCAUAAAACAUGUCAGAGAUAUAACAAACCGCAAAGUUUAACAACUCGUAUUAAUUUAUCAGAGUUGAGUUUAGAAAUGAAAUUAAGACCUCCUUAUAUAAUUAAAUUAGAAGAAAUUGAGCCGCAACAGAACGGAUAUACUCGUGAUAUGAAAUUACCCUAUACAGUGGCACAUAAGUUGAAAUUUGAAGACUUAUCUUUCAUUUCAUUCGCGUCUAUGUCAUUAUCUAUACUGUUGUCGUUAGUCUCAUUACUCAGAGGUUUCUCAACCCUAUGUGAAUCAUCGUACGAAGAAUUUGCUCACGAAACCAUUAUACACGGAGUGGUUUUUCUGUUAGACGCAUCCCUGAGACUGUUCCAAAUAUACAUGUUAAUUCGUCAAAUCAGAUAUAGAAAGUUGAAAAGUUGGAUCACCGUAUUAUUCUUAUGUUUCGAUCAAUGGGUCGUUUCCAAAGUUCGAGAUGAUUGGCAAACUAUUUUAUGCGUAUUUUCAGUCGUUCUAUCUCAUUUAUGUAUUUUAUUUCGACAAGUUCAGUCGAAAUUACCCGAUUACCAAGUGUGAAUGCUAAUGUUUUGAAUAUUAAUUUGUACUAUACUUAUUAAAGUUUUUCCAUUAUC